Messenger RNA from Rotaria sp. Silwood2, 592 nucleotides. The record is from the annotation of a GenBank genome assembly. Lineage: Eukaryota; Metazoa; Rotifera; Eurotatoria; Philodinida; Philodinidae.
AUGCUUCAAAUCCAACGGAACAACCAGACAAUAAGUCAUAAUACUCAACAACAACAACAACAGUAUGUUCCUCUCAAAUGUGUGAAUGUCGAAGCAGCAGUUCGAUCGUUUGCUGCCAACGUAACCAUAACACAAGUGUUUCGAAACGAUGAAACGACACCGAUCGAAGCAGUUUAUUGUUUUCCAAUGGAAGAACAAGCAGCUGUGUAUGCUUUUCGAGCUGUCAUUGGCGACCGAGAGAUUAUUGCUGAAUUGAAAGAGAAGAAAGAAGCUCAACAAGAGUACAAUGAUGCACUUCAACAAGGCCAUGGUGCUUACAUGCUCGAACAAGAUGAAAACUCGCCGGACAAUUUCAUCAUCAACGUUGGUGCACUUCUGCCUGGCAAAGAAUGCAAAAUAAUCAUCUCCUAUGUCUCUGAGUUGGAUCUCAUUGAAAAUGGUACAAAAAUUCGGCUUGUUGUUCCAACAUCAAUUGCACCUCGCUACAAUCCAGGCAAGGGUGGUAUUAGUUCACCUGCUGGUACUACUACAAAUUAUGUACAGUCAAGUUCGUUUACGAUCGAAUUUCACUGUCGCAUAGAAAAAGCUGGCA